Messenger RNA from Ectocarpus sp. CCAP 1310/34, 1722 nucleotides. The record is from the annotation of a GenBank genome assembly. NCBI's taxonomy places the organism in Eukaryota, Phaeophyceae, Ectocarpales, Ectocarpaceae.
UUUCCACACGGCACCAGUCUGCUUGCUGCUGCCCCUGCUGUGCCCACACGCAACCUAUGAUCAUUCCAUCUCUCACACCAGCCGUCCUUUUCCUCACAGCACCAAACCUUCGAUCCUUUCAUAACACCAACAUGGCGUCUCAACUUUCGGUCGACAGGAGCGUGCGGGUCAGCGUUCACACCAGCGGAAUGGAAUGGGCACCGUCUCCAUCUCCCUCUGUUUGGAGGAAGCGAGUUGCUCUGGAAGGCCCCCAAGAGUCUGGCAGAGUUACUUCUGUGGUGCGCUACGACGCCAACAGCCAGUUUAAUGAGCAUGGUCACCCAGACGGUGAAGAGAUCUUGGUCCUUGAGGGUUCGUGGCAAGAUGCCAACGGAGACCAUCCCACCGGCACGUACAUGCUCAAUCCGGAGGGGUUCCGUCACGCUCCGUGCUCCAGGGACGGUUGUGUGCUCUGGGUAAAGCUUCGGCAACACGGCGGCCCUUCUCGCAAGCACACUCGCCUCGACACCAACAGCAUGCAGUGGGAAGACACCGACAUCCCUGGGGUGAAGGCCAAGGAGCUGUAUUCGCACCCCGAUCAUGUCGAAUCCAUGCGAAUCGAGAAAUGGGAUGCUGGCGCGAAGGUCGAGCGCGAGUGCGACAAGAUGACCGAGUUUCUGGUGCUUGAAGGGGAGGCUGAGGCACAUGAUGAGAGCGAGACCUUCACAAAACGGAGCUGGCUGAGGCUUCCCGCGGGAGCCACGCUGUCCAUGACAUCCGCAGCGGGCUGCCAAGUGUUCGUCAAGGAGGGGGAGUGGCUUCCGUCCAGCAGCAACACCUACGCGCCGUGAAGAAAACCGGUUUCCGCGUUCUGCACUGCGUCCCACCGUUUAAAGAACCAGCCAAGAAGAGACUGGCGAUUGUGAUCGGUGGUGGUGCCGACUCUCGAGGGUGCAUUUCGGCGGAAGCGUACGAUACCGUGUUGCUUGGUGGAUCGCACGAGGUCGCCACGGCGAUGGUAGUGAACAUUAGUCUAAGGUAGUCUAGACACCAUUGUGUCACAUGAAUGUGUGGGGUGCAGCAUCGAACGAACCACAGGGAUUGAGGGGAUAUUCUCUCCUUUGAAAUUAAUGUAUUUCGGCUUUCCUUGUGUAUUUUCCCUACAACAGCGAGAAUGGGUUGUGUUUGUGGGGGGGGUGGGGGGUGAUUCCUUGUAUAUCUACUUCAGCAGUUGGUAGGCCGGCGCGUUCCUGCAGUGUGAUGGAUAGCAUCCGAAGUGAGCUACUGUACAGUACGGAGUGAUUGGACAAGUACAACACAGCAGCAGUACAUUUAUUUGCAAGAUAAUAGAGUGGCAACGAUGACGACGACAGUAGCACCAAAUAACAUUCACGGUAAAGUUCGAGGCGGAUGCUGGCAGGAGUAGGGCCGCUUGAGGUUUUUCGGGGCGGCCGCAUCACGGUGCGACUUUUGGGGGCCCUUGUGACGUCAUGUACAUGAAUGAUCAACAGCAACGAAUGGGGGAGGUGCUACGUCGGAAUCCCGCUCUGCGACCCCUCGCGGAACGUGCUUGGCUAGCUUUGCUGGCUUUGCUGGCUUUGCUGGCUUUGCCUCCGUGUACGCACCCGAGGUUUUGGGCACCUUGUGUUGGGCUUGUUUUUUCCCUGGCUGCGGCGGCAUCUGUACAGCGCAAGUGGUGCUGGAACGGAGGUCGGCUCGAUCCAAGGAGUUGUUGUUGUUGUU